This is a messenger RNA of Durusdinium trenchii, 444 nucleotides long. NCBI's taxonomy places the organism in Eukaryota, Dinophyceae, Suessiales, Symbiodiniaceae. The record is from the annotation of a GenBank genome assembly.
AUGGUGGUGAUUGGUGGUGGGCAAGUAGAAUGCCCUGUGCUGCUGGAAUGGCUUAAGCUGGAAUCAGUGGUUUCAAGGGCCGCGUCGAAGGGGGUCAUCUCUUUGCUUCGUGGUAAUUCUAUCGAUAGAACCACUGUUUGUGACAACUAUGAGCUACUGAAACCAUUGGUGGCCAACCUUGGCAUGCGCCCAAGCGUGAAAGUCCUUGAGGAUUUGGUGGCGAGGUUCCUUUUUCACUGCAGGCCCAGAGGUAAGCCACUUCCCAAUAGUGAGGAGAUCAAAACGGAAUCCUGGGUGCUUAGAAAUAUGAUUUCCGUCCUUGCUAGUGCUGCCCGUCGCCCACAUGUUCCCCGCACCUCAGAGUUCAAGGAGCUGUUUGAGGUGAUCGGGAUACGCCUUCCAUCUAGCGAUUCCUUGGAACCAGGAGUUCUAGCUGCAUAUUGA